Messenger RNA from Akanthomyces muscarius, 1626 nucleotides. RefSeq lists its product as uncharacterized. Bases 1 to 1626 code for a protein of 541 amino acids. The record is from RefSeq and is a predicted model, not a curated record. NCBI's taxonomy places the organism in Eukaryota, Fungi, Ascomycota, Sordariomycetes, Hypocreales, Cordycipitaceae. The transcript is spliced from 2 exons.
AUGAAUUACCGCCCGCAGAGGUUGAGUGCGCUCUUCUGUGUAGUGGUUACUGGCAUAAUUGUGCACACGUUCUUCCUUGACCUGUCAUGGCAGCAUGUUGCACAAUGCGUCUCCAUGGCAUUUGACAAUGCCAUUAGGCCAAUGUGGUAUUCUGCGAAAGCGGCCAGCUCAUCUUACCCACCUUCAAUAGCGUGGAUUGCGUGCCCGUCUUCCGACCUUCCCGCCCUAGAAUGUGGUCAGCUACGUGUACCAAUGAACCAUGACGAGCCAGAAGGCGGAGGCUCCAUCACACUCGGCCUGGUUCGAUUGAAAGCUAGUGCGGAAGGGCGACCUCUGGGAAACUUGAUUGUCAACCCGGGUGGACCGGGAGUGUCCGAAGUAAGCAAGUUUGUGCAAAACAGCCAAGGAGAGCUGGUCAGCCAUAGUUUGACGAGCGUCUACAAUAUCAUUGCAAUGGAUCCCAGAGGUGUGGGGGCUAGUAGUGCUAUACAAUGUGAUGCGGAAUCGUUCAAUGAACGCAUUCCCGGCUACAUGACGAACACGACGGAUAUUGGGCGCCUUGCGUCCUGGAAUCGAGCCCUGGCCUGGACUUGCGCCAACCUGACUGGUGCGUUGUUCCAUUACCUCGAUACUGUGUCGGUAGCUCGGGACUUGGACCUACUGCGCCGGGCUCUUGGUGACAAGAGGUUGAAUUUCAUGGGGUUUUCCUAUGGGACACAGCUCGGGAGUCAGUAUGCGGAGCUCUUCCCAGAGCGUGUUGGUCGCAUGGUGCUCGAUGGUAUCCUAGACCACUCUCAGCACGAAUUCGAUGCUUUGAUCACGGAAGCCUCGGCCUUUGAGGACACGUUCACCUCGGUUGCCGAGUGGUGCAACACAACCACGGAAUGCGCACUGUACAAGCGCGAUAUUCUCUCCAUUUUCGACGAGACAGUCGAGAAGGCAAACAAGAAUCCCAUACCGGCCCCCGGUUGCCAUGAACUUAAAGGCAUCCACUUGGCGGAUACUGCUGCUGCCGCCUGCCGUCUAGAUGUAACUGGGUAUGAGAUCAUAGAAACCUCUCAAGACUUGCUAUCAAAGAAGUCUCAGUGGCCUGCGUGGUCCAAGGCAUUGCUAGAGGCUAUUCUUGGCAACGCGACAGCCCUGUCUUCUCCCGUUGCCACCUCCAACGUGAUCCCCAUGACCGAAUCUUUCAAUCCUUUUGCGCAUAGAGCCAUUACUUGCCAGGACUGGCUACACCCUACCGGCCCUCGAGCUGGCAAGGCCUUCCUUGCCAUGCUUCGAGCAACGCGUGCCCUAGCUCCACACACACGGGGCAUAAGCGAAAUGGCUGGCAUCCAAGCUGGCUGUAUUGGCUGGCCUGUACCAGUGAGAAACCCGCAACGCCAGCUUAGGAGGGAUCGGCUCGAAAAAGCACCACCAAUAAUGCUGGUGAAUGCACUUCACGACCCCUCGACGAGCGUGAUCUGGGCGAUCCGAUUGCGUCAACAAAUGCCAACUGCGGUGAGCAUCUUUCGCAGAGGAUUUGGCCACACCAGUUAUCGAGAGUACGGUGAAACUCAAAAAGUCAUGGAUGAUUACCUACUCCAUGGUAAGAUGGUAGCGGAUCUGACGACUCUGGAUUCCUGA